AUGACAUCAGCAAACGCGGCAGUGACCACUCUCUCCCUCUCUCUCCCACAUGGAUUCGAGGAUGCCGUUGAUGGAUCUCUGGUUCGCGACUUUGAGCCCAAGCCCCAAGCUCCUGUCUCAGAGUGCAGCAUCACGGCCGACAGCAGAAGAAUUGUCGCAGCAUCCUAUGACAAAAUGUUGCGGGCCUGGGACCUCGAGACUGGCAAGCUGCUGUGGCAGGUUGAGCACGAUUCCUUCAUCGUCUCCUGUAAGUUUUCUCCCGACGGUAGAUACGUGGUCUCGGGCUUGGACGUGGGUCACGCCAUCUGCGUGAUGGACGCGGAGAACACCGCCACCAUUUCCCUCGUCAAAGGUCAUCACCGGAAGUCCAUCACCGCGUGCUGCUUUGACCCCGACAGCCAGAAGGUGGCUUCCGUCUCGCUGGACAGGUGCAUCAAGAUCUGGGAUAUCACGUCGCAGGCCACACUGUUCACCAUCGCCAAGGCGCAUUCCAGCGCGAUCUCCAACUGCUGUUUCACCUUCAGCGGCCACUUCCUGUGUACAAGCUCCUGGGAUAAAACCUUAAAGAUAUGGAAUGUCCACACAGGGGAGUUUCGACACCACGGAGCCUGCGUGACUCUGAUGCAGGGCCACGAGGGUUCGGUCAGCUCCUGCUGCUUUGCCAGAGACAGCUCUUUCCUCAUUUCCGGAGGGUUUGACAAGACCGUGGCUGUUUGGGAUGUAGCAGAAGGCUACCGGAAGCUCUCCUUGAAGGGCCAUACAGACUGGGUGAUGGAUGUUGCCGUUAGUAAAGACAAGAAAUGGAUCCUAUCUGCUUCAAAGGAUAAGACCAUGAGACUAUGGAAUAUUGAAGAAAUGGACCAAAUUCCUUUGGUGAUGGAGUGCAGAAAGGCCAUGGGCUUAAAGGUGAAACAGUGUGAAGGAUGUGACAGGCCUUUCUCCAUCUUUGAGAGUGACACCUCUUCUGAAAUAUUCAGCAAAUGUGUGUUCUGCCGCAGAGAUGCAAAGGACUUGUCAGAAGAGUGUUCGUCGUCAUCGUCAUCAGAAAAGGAGAACUCGUCACCAACGCCGCCAUGCUCGGGGAGCAAGGAUGACUGA
This is a messenger RNA of Propithecus coquereli (Coquerel's sifaka), 1098 nucleotides long. RefSeq names its product WD repeat domain 88 (gene WDR88). The transcript is spliced from 9 exons. Bases 1 to 1098 code for a protein of 365 amino acids. Gene Ontology annotation, molecular function: protein binding. The record is from RefSeq and is a predicted model, not a curated record. NCBI's taxonomy places the organism in Eukaryota, Metazoa, Chordata, Mammalia, Primates, Indriidae.